This is a messenger RNA of Agrilus planipennis (emerald ash borer), 2299 nucleotides long. RefSeq names its product anillin-like. The record is from RefSeq and is a predicted model, not a curated record. Lineage: Eukaryota; Metazoa; Arthropoda; Insecta; Coleoptera; Buprestidae. The coding region runs from base 195 to 2123 and encodes 642 amino acids. The transcript has 7 exons.
AAAAAUUUGAACUGUAUUUGAUAUUGACAAUUUAAAUAAUUUUGAACGUUUCAACCGUUUAAUUUGUAAGUGAAUAGAUAAAAAAAUAAUUAUUUUUUUGUUAAUGUUACUCAAAUAAAUGAGUAUUAGUGGAACUUGUUCGUGUUUAUGUUUUUCUUUUUAAGUUUUGAAAACUACACGACAAAACUUGUGUAAUGGAUUCUUUUACUGAGCGUAUUUUGGAAAGAGCCAGGGAAAGGCAAAAGAAGUUGAAGCAGCAAGGUGUUAUUGAUGAUAAACAGUUAGAUUUAAAAGAAAAUCAGCCUAGCCUAGUAGUUAGUAAUGCUGACAAAAUUGAAACACUUUCCAAUAACUCAAAUCAAUACAAUGAUCGAAAAGAAAGCGAUAUUUAUGAGUCGCCACGCCAAAAUUCUCUUACAAAAUUUUCAUCUGACCUCCCAGGAUCCCCACAAGCACAAUUAAAAACUUUAAACAUUCAAAAAGAAAAUUUUAAUAUGGAAAUUAAGUUAAGCUCAACUGAUAACAUUAGAGUGGAAGUAGAGAUUGAAGAGCGUAAUGAUAAUGAUGAAGUGUUCAAAAAUGCAGAAAAUAUAACUGUUAUAGAAAAUAAAGCUUCUGAUGAGAUCCCACCAUUACGAGAAGAUACAAAAAAGAGAUUACAGAGGCUAGGAAAAUUAUUCUCAGGUGGAGAUGAGUCAGACAUUUCUUCUCCAAUCCACAGAACAGAAGAAAAAUUUCUUGCAGAAGAUACUGGUCAUAAUGAUGAUAAAGAAAACAAUCAAGUUAAAUCAACAAGAAGAGGUUUAGGAAAGUUAGCAGCCUUAGCAAACAACAUUAAUCAAUGGGAAGAUGAUAUAACGCCACACAAGAAAGUAUCUGAAAAAUGUGUUAGUCCUAAGAAAAAGCCAGCUAUUUCAAUGCAAAACACUUCCAAAUCAGGAAAUAUUCCUGUUGGUGACUGUCCAAAACCAAAAGUUGUAACAAAUUAUGGUUCUAAGGAUGAAUCUGUCAAAGAAACCCCCAAAACAGUGCAAUGGGAUCAAAAAGUAUUGAAAACAUUGGAAUCCCAAGGAUUUACCAGGACGCAAUCCAAUUCUAAAUUGGUUUAUAAUUACCGUGAAACCCAGGAAAGAAACAAAAAUGAUAAUCAAUCAAAAAUAAAAUGCAUAUCAAACAAUAUAAUUGAACCAGAAAAAGUUGAAAAUGAAAUGACUCCGAGGUCACCUAAAAAAACCGUCACUACCAAAAGUGCAGUUGUAGCAAACAAAGCGGCGUUAUUCGAAUUAAGUCCAAAGAACACAAAAGAUCCUGCAUUACUUAGUGUAUCAGAACGAAAGGCCCUAUUUGAAAAAAAUAAAGGGGCUGCCCCUCUACCUAAAAUACCUGGAAUGCCAAUUAAAAUGCUAAAAGCCAAUCCCAACAUGCAAAGCAACAAACCUAAUUCUAUGUCUGACAUAAAUAAAGUCGGUGAGUCGGUCAACAAUUAUCAAUUAAAAAAAGUUAAUGAAAUCGUCAACAAUCCUUCGCUUAACAAAGAAGAAAAAGAAAAUACGCAAAGUAUGUCAGCAUCUCCCAAAAAAGCGGAAGGAAUUGCAAAAACAAUGGCCGCUUUAUUGGAAAAUAAAACGACCAUCAGUCAACAACAAAUUGAGAGUAGUAUAAAAGAACAAAGACAAAAGGAAAUGGAUUUACUUUUAAACCGGUUUCAGCAAACUAAAAAAGUAAUACAAGAAAAUGAAACGAUUAUUGAAACAAUGACUGAUUCCGACGAUAACGACGACGAAGAAAUUACCGAAAAAACAGCUAUGAUAAAAGAACAAAAGAAAUCUGAAAUUGUAAAGAGACCUACUAUCACACCACCACCACCUCCUCCUCUUUCAGAAAGCCCGAGAACAAAAAGUCCUAACAAACGAAUAAGUAACAGUCCAAAGGUGGCAGCCGUAUUGGAAGAUGUGAAACGGAUAAAAGUGGUGCCACCGAAAGAGGGCCGACUCUAUCCCUGCUUGUCAGAUAUUGAAGCGGCCACCGAGACUGAAACUGAGCCCCAAACAGCCUCACCGACACCAAACAACAGGUGCGAUACAUUUAUUGACUGGUGCUUAUUUUUGUUUUGUCUGGCCUAAUUAAUUUAUCUAACUAAUAAAGCAAAUCAUUAACAUUUUAACAUGUUGAAUUAUCGCAAGAAAACGCUAUCAACUACUAUCGGAACAGUUAACAAAACUUGAAAAUGACGGUUACAAAUAAACAUUAUUUCUUUUUUUCACGUUUUUAUAUUCCGAAAUAGUAUUAAGAAUAUUUG